Scophthalmus maximus (turbot) is the source of this 3581-nucleotide messenger RNA. It is a transcript of the gene nvl, whose product is annotated as nuclear VCP like. Gene Ontology annotation, cellular component: nucleus. Gene Ontology annotation, molecular function: preribosome binding; RNA binding; ATP binding. The transcript is spliced from 24 exons. The record is from RefSeq and is a predicted model, not a curated record. NCBI's taxonomy places the organism in Eukaryota, Metazoa, Chordata, Actinopteri, Pleuronectiformes, Scophthalmidae. Gene Ontology annotation, biological process: ribosome biogenesis. The coding region runs from base 67 to 2820 and encodes 917 amino acids.
CCGAAUCUGUGCAAUAAAAAUAAAUCAACUUCAGCGAAGCUUUUGAAAACUGAUGAUCUGUGAAUAAUGACUCCUCGCGUUGUGAUUGGUCUGAUUGAUGGGACAUUCACGUCUUGUCAUAUUUGUAGAUAUGUUCAGAGAAACGCAGACAUGAAGAACAGAGGAGGCGGCGGCUCGGUGGACAGUCGACUCAGACAGAGAGUGGAGCAGUAUCUGGAGUCCAGCAACAGUGAGUAUGUGGACCUGUCAGCGCUGGCCCUGGAACUUCAAAAACUACACAGAAUGGAGUAUGGCAGAAGGAACAAGAUAGCUUUCAGGAUUCAAGUAGAGAAAGUGUACGACGCCGUCAUGAAAGAAUCCCGGAUCAAUUAUCUGGAGAGCAAACACUUGGCGAAGAGAGCCAAGCACAGCCACGACGACAACGGUGAAGGCAGCAGCAGCAGCGAGAACUCAGCGGAGUCCUCCGACGCUGAACUUAUUCAGGAAAACACGCCCAGCAACCACUUGAACAGCUCGCUCACAUCUCUGUAUCGGAAGGGAAACUCUGACUCCGCCGCCGGCUCACCCAGGAGAGAUCCGCUGGCUGCGAGCGGUCACGUCAGCGCGGACACGCCCCCUCCCAGUGCAGGCACGCAAGUUUCCACGGGCGGCUGGUUCAUCGACCGAGGGAGGGGCCCCGAGAAGAGCAACAUCCUCAUCGACCUGUGUGACGAGGAGCCGAGAAAUACGGCAACAAAUGUACGUACCUGUGGAGAGCAGCAGACAGACGUGUCCCUGCUGGAGCCGGAGAAGAAAUCUCACAGAAAGUCUAAAAAAAGGACAAAGCGCACGACUGAAACAACCGAGCCUCUCACUCUGACCAAGAAAGCAAAAUCAAAGUCCAUCGAGCUGCAGUAUCCCACUCUGAAGUUUGAGGACGUGGGAGGUAAUGAAGACACGUUAACGGAAGUGUGCAAGCUGCUCAUCCACAUGCGUCACCCAGAGGUGUACCAGCAUCUCGGGAUGGUUCCUCCGAGGGGCUUCCUCCUGCACGGACCUCCCGGCUGUGGAAAGACCCUGCUGGCCCAGGCCGUGGCUGGUGAGCUGGAGCUGCCCAUGUUGAAGGUGUCUGCUCCAGAGUUGGUGUCCGGAGUGUCCGGGGAGUCCGAGCAGAAGCUCAGGGAGCUGUUUGACUCGGCCGUGAGCUCUUCCCCGUGCAUCCUGUUCAUAGAUGAGAUAGACGCCAUCACCCCAAAGAGAGAGGUGGCCUCUAAAGACAUGGAGAGGAGGAUCGUGGCCCAGCUGCUCACCUGCAUGGACGACUUGAACAGUCUGACGGUGACGGCUCAGGUGCUGGUCAUCGGCGCCACCAACAGGCCAGACUCCCUGGACCCCGCCCUCCGCAGAGCUGGACGCUUUGACCGAGAGAUCUGCCUGGGGAUCCCAGACGAAGCAGCUCGUCUCAGGAUCUUGAAAACGUUGUGUCGAAAGCUGACACUGCCGGACGACUUUGACUACCAGCGGCUGGCCCAUCUCACCCCGGGCUACGUGGGCGCCGACCUCAUGGCGCUGUGCCGCGAAGCCGCCAUGAGCGCCGUCAACAGGGCUCUGAUGGAAAUGAGAGGAUGGUCGCUGAGCCAAAGCCAGAGUGCUACCGCGGAGCUGUCACCAAGCGGAGUUCAGGCCGAGGCCGCCGCCGCCGCCGCUGUGACAGAUGGAGACGUCGGAGAGCAACAGACGACAGACGUGAGGCCGGUAUCUCAGGAAGAGUCGGGACGGAGUCUGCAGCAGGCACGAGGAAUUGACGAGCAGGGGGAGCUGUGGCACCUCCUGAACCUGCUGAAGAGCAUCGACUCACUGUCGGAGGAACAGCUGGCCGGCCUGUCCAUCCUCAUGUCCGAUUUCCAGACCUCGCUGUCCAGCAUACAGCCGUCGGCCAAGAGGGAGGGCUUCGCCACUGUGCCGGAUGUCACAUGGGAGAACGUGGGCGCCCUGCAGGACAUCAGAGAGGAGCUCACCAUGGCCAUACUGGCUCCUGUACGUUCCCCAGAGCAGUUCAAAGCUCUGGGGCUCAGCGCUCCAUCUGGAGUGCUGCUGGCUGGACCCCCAGGAUGUGGAAAAACACUGCUGGCCAAGGCAGUGGCCAACGAGUCAGGACUCAACUUCAUCUCCGUCAAGGGACCAGAGCUGCUCAACAUGUAUGUGGGAGAGAGCGAGCGAGCCGUUCGACAGGUCUUCCAGAGAGGACGCAACUCGGCGCCGUGCGUCAUCUUCUUCGACGAGAUCGACGCUCUGUGUCCUCGUCGCUCAGGCCACGAGUCAGGAUCGAGUGUGCGGGUGGUCAACCAGCUGCUCACAGAGAUGGACGGCUUAGAGACACGACGACAGGUCUUCAUCAUGGCUGCUACCAACAGACCAGAUAUCAUUGACCCUGCCAUCCUGAGGCCAGGUCGCCUCGACAAAACCUUGUAUGUGGGUCUGCCACCUCCAGCGGAUCGUCACGCCAUCCUACUCACUAUCACCAAGGGUGGGACCAAACCCCAGCUGGAGCAGGACGUCAGUCUGGAAGAGAUCGCCUUUGACGAGCGCUGUGACUGCUUCACGGGGGCUGACCUGACGGCGUUGGUGAGGGAAGCAUCUGUCAACGCCCUGAGGGCCUACCUCAAGUCCCAGUCCCCACCAGCUGCUGCUGCUUCAGGUCACACAUGCUCCGGCGACGCUGUCGCUGACAUCAGAGUCGGCAAACAGAACUUUGAGGACGCCUUCAAGAAAGUCCGUCCAUCCGUAUCCAAAAAGGACCAAAAGACGUACGAGCAGCUCCGACAAUCCCUCAGCACAUGAACUGCAACUGACCUAACUAUCGCUGAACCUGUCGCCACAUAUAUAUAUACACACACACACACAUUUUAUCAUGGUUGAAUUAUGACACUGCUUCCUUGUUUUGUGAUUAAACUGUGUGUGUGUGUGUGUGUGUGGAAACAUCAAACAUGUGGCUUGUUCUCUGAUUUAAGUUUUAGUUCUUAUCACCUGCACAGAUCGGCGACUACUCUGACUCACCGUGGACUGCUGUGUGUCUGAACAGAUGCUAUAGUAUAAGCACAGACACACUGGAUUUUAUUGCUGCUCUUAAUCGGACUACAGUUUGUCAAUGUCAACAUACGACGUGUGUCUCUCUCAACUUUAUGAACCGUUUGUUGAGAGAAGCUAUAAAAAUUGAUGCCACAAAAGAGUAGAAUCUUCUUAGGAUGCCCACGACACCUACACAUUGUUAUUACGUUAUUGUCAUGAAGCUUUAGCGUAUACAUGUUCAACCAGGAAGACUUUCUUUAUGACCCGUUCAUUCAGAAUUAUCUCACUCCUCCCUGCUCUCAAACUUUAUAUCCGUUCUCCUCUUUGGCCGUCGAUUCUAAGUGUCACAUUUCUCCACCCCCGUCUCCAUAUCCAGAGUCGUGCACGACAAUAGAUUCUAUGGAUGUUCGCCAAAACAGUGUAGAUUUAAGCCGGUCGGACUGUUCAGGUGUGUCUGUUAUCAGUGUGUCUGUGAUAGAAAAGCGUCCGUCAGUGUUAAUAUUGCAGCCCAAAAUAAAUCGAUGUAUGUGAAA